Molecule: messenger RNA, 522 nt
Organism: Anopheles cruzii
Lineage: Eukaryota; Metazoa; Arthropoda; Insecta; Diptera; Culicidae
Exons: 4
Coding region: 1-522 (173 amino acids)
Source: RefSeq, a predicted model, not a curated record
AUGUGUUCCGCUGUGACAUAUAAGGUGUUGUGCUGGUUUUAUGCCCUCUGCCACUUGUACCUCGCGUACUGCGCCAUCCUGAACGCCGGUGGCAUAAGCAGGUUGAUCGGCAAAUCUGAUUGUGCUACCGAAAGCGGAUCCGAGCGGGCAGAAGAACAAACGUGCAAUGUUACUCUGGUCACCGCAAGUGCGCUGGAUUGCUUCAUGUCGCUGCUGAUGCUGGGAGCUGUCACAAUGCGGAAGACGACGUUGCUGAAGGCGUACAUGGCAUACCUGUGGAUUCGAUUCAUAUUCUGCUUCUAUAUGUGGCUGACUGUGUGGAACACAUUCCGAACCGGAGAUGCAAAAUACGUGCCGUUCUCUGUGUGGGCCCUUGUCCUGGUCCUAUUCUGCGUGUACUACAGCCUAGAGCUUUGGGUGAUGAAGGGAGCCCAUGACGCCAUCGGCCUGGAGUGGGCCGACCGGGAUGCUGUCGACUGCUGCUGCCUUUGCUGCCUGCGCGUGGAAGGAUUUAUACCCUGA